Molecule: messenger RNA, 884 nt
Organism: Hippoglossus stenolepis (Pacific halibut)
Lineage: Eukaryota; Metazoa; Chordata; Actinopteri; Pleuronectiformes; Pleuronectidae
Gene: helt
Product: helt bHLH transcription factor
Exons: 4
Coding region: 7-855 (282 amino acids)
Biological process (GO): anterior/posterior pattern specification; regulation of transcription by RNA polymerase II; regulation of neurogenesis
Cellular component (GO): nucleus
Molecular function (GO): DNA-binding transcription factor activity, RNA polymerase II-specific; RNA polymerase II cis-regulatory region sequence-specific DNA binding; protein dimerization activity
Source: RefSeq, a predicted model, not a curated record
UACACCAUGAAUGCAGGAGUCCCUUGGAUGAUCACUUUAAAAGGGCCAGUUCUCUGCUCACACCUCAGUCCGCUUCAUCUCUUACCAGAGCAACACACCUCUUCAUCAUCCAGCCAAACUCAUUUUAACACUUUUGACAGAAAUUCGUCGAUGGCAUCGAAGAUGAAAGACAGAAAGCGAACUCCCAUCUCUCACAAAGUCAUCGAGAAACGAAGACGGGACCGAAUUAACCGCUGCCUAAACGAACUAGGGAAAACAGUACCGAUGGCAAUGGCAAAACAGAGCUCUGGAAAACUGGAGAAAGCUGAGAUCUUAGAAAUGACAGUUCAGUAUCUACGAGCUCUGCACUCAGCGGAUUUUCCCAGAGGGAGAGAAAAAGGUGAACUUCUCGCUGAGUUUGCGAACUACUUCCACUACGGAUACCACGAGUGUAUGAAGAACCUGGUGCACUACCUGACCACAGAGGACAGAGCUGAAACCAAAGACAUCAAGUACGCACGGAUCCUCGCCUUCUUACAGUCCAAGUCCCGUGUGGUCACCGAGCCCGUGUUCGGCUCCGUCGGCUCGAUGCCAGAGCAGUCUGACUACCUCAGCCAGCUUCUCUCCUCCCCGGAGCACCAAAGCCACAGUCCGUCUGACUCCGUGUACCAGCAGAGUCCACCGGGACACUUCUCCUGGCACAGCUCGGCGCGCAGCCCGGCCAUCACGUACCCAACAGUGCCGCUCUCUGCGCACACGCAGCAGCACGGUGGAUACUUAUCACCGGUGCAGGGACUCGAUCACCACUAUUUUAACUUCAUCGGUCACACGCACGCAAACACGUUUAGUUUGCACAGUGCGCAACACGCGAUGUAAAUACGUCUGCUAUGUUUUGUUGUUAUUUU